This is a messenger RNA of Penicillium riverlandense, 1380 nucleotides long. RefSeq lists its product as uncharacterized. The record is from RefSeq and is a predicted model, not a curated record. The transcript is spliced from 9 exons. Gene Ontology annotation, molecular function: transmembrane transporter activity. Gene Ontology annotation, biological process: transmembrane transport. Gene Ontology annotation, cellular component: membrane. Bases 1 to 1380 code for a protein of 459 amino acids. NCBI's taxonomy places the organism in Eukaryota, Fungi, Ascomycota, Eurotiomycetes, Eurotiales, Aspergillaceae.
AUGCAGGACGAAUAUCACAAGAGUCAGCCAGACAGGGUAGAAGAUGUGGAGGUUGGCAGUAACAAAGAAACUUGUCCCCCAGGGGAGGUCCAGGUCAACUCUGCAGAAGAAAGGCGCCUCAUUCGCAAGCAAGACCUCCGAAUCCUGCCCCUUUCAGCUGGAAUAUAUCUUCUCUGCUACCUUGAUCGCUCCAACAUUGGAAAUGCCAAGACUCUUAACUCAGACACCCGCAACGAUUUGCUUGACGAAACGCACAUGACGGACCACCAGUAUAUAAUUGCCCUCAUGGUUUUCUUGAUUGCCUACGCCAUAUUUGAAGUCCCCUCGAACUACCUCCUCAAGAGGCUGAGACCAAGUCGCUGGAUUGCUUUUCUCAUGCUGUCCUGGGGAGCAAUCACCAUGGGCCUAGGGGGUACGCAUAGCUUUGCACAAGUGGCGGGAGUCCGUUUCCUUUUGGGAAUGGUUGAAGCCGGACUAUUUCCUGGACUGGUCUUCUAUCUCACGUUCUGGUAUAAAGUGUCGGAGCGAUCACUGAGGGUAGCUAUUAUAUUGGCCUCCGCCACAUUGGCUGGUGCCUUCGGAGGAGCCAUUGCGUAUGGCGUAGGACACAUGAAUGGCGCAAACGGGCUCUCCGCCUGGCGAUGGCUCUUUAUCAUUGAGGGGGCUCCCUCUUGCGCAGCUGCAGCUCUUGUUUGGUUCAUUCUUCCCGACUACCCGGAAACCUGUCGCUUUUUGACUCCGGAAGACAAGGCACUGGCAAAACAGCGACUCUCUGUGGAGGGCGGCCAGGGUGCAGCUAAAGCAAUGACUUGGGGCGAUGCCAAAGCGGUAUUGACAGAGUGGCGACUUUAUGCCCACUACCUGGUAUACUUCGGUAUUUCCACACCAUUUUCGAGUCUGUCGCUUUUCACACCGACCAUCACUGCGGGUCUGGGCUACGAAAACCUUCAGGCCCAGUUGAUGACCGUUCCACCAUAUGCAGUUGCAUAUGUUAUAACUCUUGCGGUCUCCUGGUCUGCAGACCACUUUAACGCCCGUGGUAUUCACUCGGCUAUUUUCUCAUUCAUUGGCGCCAUGGGCUUCCUAGCCUCUGCUGUUCUCCCUGCAGACGCUUAUUUGCACCGCUACGGAUGUCUGAUUGUCGCUACCUCGGGUGCAUUCUCAUGCAUCCCUCCCCUCCUGGGCUGGCUAUCUUCUAAUCUCCAGUCCACUGCUGGAAUUGGAUUGGCCAUUGCAUUGAACAUCUCCUUCGGAGCACCCGGUCAAAUAGUGGGUGUUUGGAUUUACAAGUCUGAUGAAGCGGAGAGAGGCUUUCCGACUGGGCACUGGACAAAUGCAGCGCUCCUCCUGCUUGUAUCUGUCUUCAAAUAUGCCUACUAA